Trichoderma aggressivum f. europaeum is the source of this 792-nucleotide messenger RNA. RefSeq lists its product as uncharacterized. Gene Ontology annotation, molecular function: proteasome binding. The coding region runs from base 1 to 792 and encodes 263 amino acids. Gene Ontology annotation, cellular component: nuclear membrane; nucleus. The transcript has a single exon. Gene Ontology annotation, biological process: proteasome localization; nuclear protein quality control by the ubiquitin-proteasome system. Lineage: Eukaryota; Fungi; Ascomycota; Sordariomycetes; Hypocreales; Hypocreaceae. The record is from RefSeq and is a predicted model, not a curated record.
AUGAGCAGCCGGAAACGAAAGGCCGACGAAGAUGGAGACGAAAACAUGUCGCCCAUGAGCUCACCUGCCGUGUCCUCUCGCCCUCUUAUUCGCCCGUCCAAGAAAUUCAGAUCAAAUGAUUUAAUCGGAAGGCCACUCCCUCUGCCUCGGCUAUUGGAAACCCUCGACACAACUCAGCUACGAACAGUCUUGGAACGCAUCUGCGAGCGUCAUCCGGAUAUUGGGCAGGAGGUGGUCUCGCAAGCGCCCCGGCCUACGGUUUCCGCAGCCAUGGACGUCCUGCAGUCAUAUCAAGAUAGAUUAAACGGCGCCGCUCCAUAUGGCAAUAGUAGCGCGGAAUACACCUACGACCGAGUCAAGGCCCCUCUCGUCGCCUUGCUCGAUGCACUCUCCGAUUUCACCCCUCAAUUUCUUCCACCAAUCGAAACCCAGCCUACCAAAUCUCUCGAGUUCCUCGACGGCGCGACCAGAUUCAUUCACAAUCUUCCCAACUGGCAGCCGCAAGCGUAUCGUCACCACAAAGAAAACGCAUACGAAGACAUAUCCAAAGCAUGGGCCUUGGUUAUCAACGAAGCUGCGAAGCGGGGUGGCGGUUUCAACCUACACACGGAUGGAUGGGAUCAGAAACUCGCCCGACAUAACGAGCAAUCCGGUGGACGACUGGGUACCGCCAUCACUGCCAUGUCAAAUAGCGUUGGUUGGAUCUCGAAUGAGAAUGCGGAGCAAAACUCCAUUCUUAACCAGAUUGUGUCGGGUACAUACGGGGCCCCCGUCAGAGUCGGGCCCUGGUAA